Bradysia coprophila is the source of this 1056-nucleotide messenger RNA. RefSeq names its product peroxisomal biogenesis factor 2 (gene Pex2). The record is from RefSeq and is a predicted model, not a curated record. Gene Ontology annotation, biological process: protein import into peroxisome matrix. Gene Ontology annotation, molecular function: zinc ion binding. Gene Ontology annotation, cellular component: peroxisomal membrane. NCBI's taxonomy places the organism in Eukaryota, Metazoa, Arthropoda, Insecta, Diptera, Sciaridae.
UCAAAAAUUAACUGAUUUGACAUCACUCAACUAACAACUUGAAGAAAGAUAAUGUCAAAACAGCUGAUUAGAAGGUUUGUAUUUCUGUCAAGUUAUUCAAUUCGAUCAAAUCGUUUCUUAAUUUUUCAAGAUGAGAACAGAAUAUGUUCCAAGGGUUAACCAGUUGGACGCUUUGCAACUGGAUGACGACAUAACCAGAAUUAUACGAGAUCAACUAGCGAAAUCACUUCAAAACUUAUCGCCAGGACAGUUCAGCAAUUAUCAACCGGAAUUGGAUCUGUUUCUUCGAUCGGCAAUAUGGUACUGUUCAAUUCGAUCCAAUUUAUCCACAUUCGGGCAGCAGCUCUUAUUCAUUUGCUACGACAAAGAUCAGCUCACACGAUCCAGAAUGGUUCUACAUUACAUGGUCAAUGUGAUCCUUAAAUAUUUGAAGGACUAUGCCAACUUCCGUUUAACGAGCAAUAGGAAGCUUCAGACAUCAAUUACUUGGAUAGACAAUGCACUGACGGUUAGCACGUUCCUAAACUUUUUCCGAUUUCUCAAAACUGGCAAGAGACCGAGUCUAGCCGACUAUCUACUGCGGUUAGACAACAUUUCCAUGUAUGGCAACAAACGACGUGAUGUUGGAUACGCCCACAUGACUCGUGAAUUGAUUUGGGGUGGAUUUAUGGAGUUGCUAGGAUUUACAUUACCUUUGAUUAACUACCAUUCGGUGAAGAGGAAGAUUCGAAACAUUGUGUCGUUUUCAAAGAGGAAUUUCGGCGUUCAACCGGAACGAAGACCAUUAAUGACUGUGAAUACCAAAUGCGCUUAUUGCAAUGAGAGGCCUACGUUGCCGCAUCAUAUGGGAUGUAGUCAUAUAUUUUGCUAUUACUGCCUGCAGGGAAACCUUACGGCUGAUGCUAAUUUCCAAUGUCCGAUAUGCGAUUUUAACGGAAGCCUUCAAAUUGUGAUGUAUUAAACCGUAGUUACGACGUGAGAAUUAGAUUCCAUUCCGAUAAUUAUAAAUAAAGAUGGUUUGGCAAGUUCAAAGUGAUGUGGUUUUGGUUGCUAAAC